Messenger RNA from Pararge aegeria (speckled wood butterfly), 1461 nucleotides. RefSeq names its product vegetative cell wall protein gp1-like (gene CPH22). The transcript is spliced from 2 exons. The record is from RefSeq and is a predicted model, not a curated record. Bases 1 to 1461 code for a protein of 486 amino acids. NCBI's taxonomy places the organism in Eukaryota, Metazoa, Arthropoda, Insecta, Lepidoptera, Nymphalidae.
AUGCUUGUGACGGUUUUAUUAUUGCUGAUAACAUGUGGAAUCGUUCAAAGCUCAGGAGUACACCAGCUAACCCCAGCAGUUGGCGCUCCAAUUGUGACAGCUGCCAGUUCGCAGUAUUUCGAAAGAACGUUUAAUCGGUUAGUCCCAGCGCCACCUCUACUUGAGCCAGUAUUGCCAUUUGCCCCUGCGCCCGUGGCACCAGUGUUUCCCGUUGCGCCAGCUCCACCUCGACCAAUAUUAUCAGUUCUGCCCAUUGCACCCGCUCCACCGGUAGUUGUAGAAGCAACCAGAACAACAUCAGUGCCAGUGAAUCCAACAAACCCACCUUUGAGUGCUGGAAACCCUAAUAUUGCCAUCGCAAUAGCAACUGCACAUGCCGCUGCGCCAGUUGCCACUAUACUUCUUCCGCCAUACCCAUUCGGAUUCCCACCAUCGUUCGGAUUACUACCGCAAGCCCCACAAACGCCGUCAGAUCCAAACAAUAGAGAAGCAACAACAUUAAAGACUACUACAACAGUUCAAGCGACAAAAACACAACGAGAAGAUGCUACAACGCCUGUACCGUCAAACAUAGAUAACAGUUUCGCGCAAGCACUUCCCUCAGAUGUCAACAUUAGGCAAUAUUUAGCCCCACAAUUGCCUGUGCAAGGAGCAAGACCACAACAACCUGUUCCAAGACCACAAGACCCUAAUCAGAUACCACAACAGUUUCCUGUACCUAAUCAGAGACCACAACAGUUUCCUAGACCAGAUCAGAGACCAGAAGAGUUUCCUGGACCCAAUCAGAGACCACCACAGUUUCCAAGACCAGAUCAGAGACCACAAGAGUUUCCUGGACCCAAUCAGAGACCACAACAAUUUCCAAGACCAGAUCAGAGACCACAAGAGUUUCCUGGACCCAAUCAGAGACCACAAAAGUUUCCAGGAUCUGACCAGAGACCACAACAAUUCCCUGGCGCUAACCCGAGACCACAACAGUUUCCUGGUUCUAAUCAGAGACCUCAACAGUUCCCUGGACCUGAUCAGAGACCACAACAGUUUCCUUUACCUAAACCUUGGCCACACCACAUGCCCGAGCAUUUGCCUUUACCUAAUGCAAGGCCCAUCAAACUAAAAACGAACGUGGAAGUAGUUCCUGUACCGCUAGCGUAUAUUGCUCCGCCUUCACUGCAUCAUAAUCAUCAGCACCACCAUAAUCAUCUUAUUCAUCAGUCAUUAAAACUAGUCCCUCACAUUCAUACAUUUAUACCAAAGACUUCAAAGAUUAUUAUUAGGCCUGUAACUGGUCGUCGAGUUAGAACCGUUCGGAAACCCGCAGGUUAUGCUAUAUACGGAUCACACAAAUUAGUUCGGCGAGUAGCUUCAAAGUACUCACAAAAUGACAGAUCUAGUUCACGUGACAUAGAACCAAUUACCCGCCGUCCAAUAGAUAGGCCUUUUACUAAACCGCCAAGGUUCUAA